Molecule: messenger RNA, 3381 nt
Organism: Plenodomus lingam JN3
Lineage: Eukaryota; Fungi; Ascomycota; Dothideomycetes; Pleosporales; Leptosphaeriaceae
Source: RefSeq, a predicted model, not a curated record
AUGGCAUACGUGCUGUCGCUCCGCUCUCACAGUCCGCUCAAACGCUCCUUUAGCGACAAUCCCUACCUCAACUCCUACUCGCCCUUGAAGGAACCUUCGCUACUAGGACCGUUAAGUGACAUCACCACUCGCAAUGUCUCUGCAUGUUCGCUGUACUCCCUCGGAGCCAACAGAGCUGGUGACUGGCCACGCGGCAACGAGAACACACCACCUCUCACUUCCCAAUCACUGCUCGACCUGGAUCCCGAGAACAGCAGAUUUUCCUUUGGCUUGAAUCACACCAGCAGUGAGCCGCGCAAGCGUGCGUGUGGACCUGACCGACCACCGCCAUCCUUCUCACGAGUGGCUGCCCCAUCGAGCCCAUACUCGAAAGUGGGCAAAGCUGUGCAGCAUGUCGCUGAGCUGUCUUCGAGUACCGAAUGCUCUCCAGAAGCCGGUGCUGUCAAUGAUAGUCAGCUUGAGGAGCCUGAGAUGUUCAGCUUCUACGAGCCCAGUGAGUUUACAUCACCAGAGGCUGCAUCCUUGGACAACAGUGGUGUGAACCAGAGACAAGAGGAGCGGGUGACAGCAAAUGUCCCUGUCACAGCUACUUCGCAGCCUUUCCGACGAUGGAUGAGUACAUUGAGGAGGCGACACGCGCAAAGACGCAAGGAGCAUAGGACCGAGGUCGGGCGUCUGUCUUUCGAUGCAGUGGAUCAGGACUUUGACAUGGCUUCGUCGCGACUACUACCGGAGUCGGAGGGCAGGACAUCGGAGUCCAUGUCCUCGUCCAUGGGCUGCGUGACUGCUAUGAAGUCAGCCUCAAUCACAAUUGCAGGUACUAGUAUAGCUCCACGAUCUGAAAUCGGUAUUCAGGGGAAACGUAUGGGAAAUAGAAGCAGUCACUAUUCGGAGCCUCGCAAGUCUGGCGAGAGUCAUCGUGGUGCGCUGGGGCCAGUCAUUGACGAGAGUGCGUGGCUUCGUUCAUUGCAACGCCGCAAAGUCAUUGAAGAGCUAGUUGCUUCAGAAGAGAGCUACGUUGCGGACCUCAAGGUCCUGAUCAAUGAUUACUUCAUGAUUCUUACAGCCCUUCCUAAUCUCUCGGGCCAAACGAGAUCAUCAAUACAACAAAACAUUUCUCAGAUCCUUCAACUGCACGAAGACUUGCUUGCUGAUCUUCACCGAGUCGUGCCACAAGCAGAUUUCACCAGAAGCGCGCAUCAAGAGAAUUACCCAGUGACCAAGGCGAAACACAUCCGCUUCCACAGCGCAGACAUCAUGCCAGGUCGUUUCGCCGAACACAAGGCAACUCGGAGGCUUCGGCACUCUCUUGAGAUUGGCAGAUCUCCAGACCGCAGGCCACGAGGCUUGGUGACUGAUACCAAGACAGUGGACGAUGUUGCGAAGAUUUUCAAUAAACACGUGGGUUACUUUUUGAACGAGGUCGUCAUCACCGCUAAACAAACCAAGAUGAAGCGGUUCUUCACGUACGAAGAGUAUGGCGCGCAUUGGACGACCAUGUCUCAAGACCUUACCAUGAUGUGCAGGGGACUUCAUGGCUGGCAAGACUAUGAACGAGGCGUCGAGGCUUUACAGAAUGUCGUAGCGUCCGAGAACAAUCGCGACGCAGGAAGGAAAAAGGCACUUAGCUUUUCCGAUUUGCUUAUCAAGCCAAUACAACGCGUCUGCAAAUAUCCUCUGCUCUUUGAAGAUCUCUGUCGCCAAACGCCAGUGUAUGACGAUCCGGAGGCACAUGCUGAGCUUGAGAAGGCUUUGUUUCGUCUGCAAGAGACGAUUCGUGAAGUCAACAAAGCCAAAGACGAUCCGAGGACAAGGCGACUGAUCGAGAUCACCUGGCAACUACAGGAUCGGCUCGCUUUCCAAGAACAGCAAAUCUCGCGUGCACUGGUGUUUCGGCUGCUUGGCCAUGUCCUUCUUUGUGGCGUCUUGCAUGUUACUUAUCAGACGCCUGAACGCAUCAAGGGACAGUACAUGAUUUGUGUUUUGUACAAGUCUUGUCUUGUCCUCGCAACGACGAAUCGAUUUCACUCUCCGUACACUGUUGUAGCAUCCAUCGGCCUCGCCAAUGGCAGCAUCGAAGAGUCAGACAAUGGGAGGGGUAUACAAUGUCACACUGCACCUCACACUUGGAAAUUUGUGUUUGAGCAUGGUCACCGCCUACACGAGAUCAUGCUGAGUGGGUGUUCUGUACUGGAAGAAGAGGUUUGGAAGAAACAGCUCCGCGAGCGUAUCGUCUACGAGACUCACGACUUUGUCGAAGGCCAAUCAACUAUGCAAGACAUGUUCACAUCGUUAUCACUGGACAUCAAGUCGCUUGGACCAGUUUUUGGGCAUGCGAAUAGCAUAGUCCGUCGAAUGUCUGUCCACCGGGCAGCGACUUUGGGAGCAAAGUCACAUACCAGUCAAGUGAUUAUCAAGAACACUCAGGCGCAGAAGUUACCGGAUGUACCCCCAACAUUUUCCCCGGGCAUGAUCACACGGUCACAAUCGCACAUGUCCUCGAAUUUUGUUCCAACCCUGGCUCCGCGUAGAGCUGAGCGUAUUCGUCUCGAAAAUGCACUGGAAGAUGUGUGGACCAAGGAGGCCUUGCCAUUCCCGGGUAUGUCGAAUCGAAGAGUUGAGAAUCAGAUCCGAGCUUCAGCCAAUUCAGUCAUGAGGAAGCUCAGCAUGGCGAGUAUUGCGAGCAACUUCUCACGACGCUCCCCGAGCUUUUCCAGUGUCAGCAACGCUCGGUCCGAGGACUCUUAUAGAAGCAGAGUCCAGAAGAAGUCGCAGGCGAAUCUUCGACCACACUCUGCGGCAGAGAGACAACCAGCCCCAGCAGUUGUUGACUUCCACACCGCACCGGCUGCUUUCUUGCCCACAGACUUUGAGCUCCAGGAUGUAAGGCCUGCAAGUCGGCGUCGCCGUCUAGCAAAUCGCGCUGUAGGUGUAGAGCGGUCGAGCGAGAAAGCUUCUGCAAGCAAGCCGAAGAAGGUACGUCGAUUAUCGGGACACAUCAUCAGCCUGCCAAGAUCUGAAUCGAGUGCUUGCGUUCCGGAAAGGACGAUAUCCCAAGGAUCAGACUCAACCGUUCUAUAUCAGCCAGAGUCUCUGGUCGACUUUGCAUGGCCCAAAGAUGUUGAGAAGGAGAGGAGGAAGGAGGACCAACGUAGCGAGUCCAAGUCUGCGCCCACGACAUACCGUUACGAUCGAGUACAGGCGUUCAAGUUUGAGAGAAAUGGCUUUGGUCACGUUUUAUUUUGGAUCAUGGAGGAUUUUCACGAAGUCACGAAUCACGCUUUAUUGAUGCGACCAACAGCAAGUACUGCGAGCACACAUAGCGAUCUGUUACAUCGACACACUUUGAAUACACGGACUGAAAUGAUUCGCAAAACAUGA